Molecule: messenger RNA, 1950 nt
Organism: Cryptomeria japonica (Japanese cedar)
Lineage: Eukaryota; Viridiplantae; Streptophyta; Pinopsida; Cupressales; Cupressaceae
Product: exocyst complex component EXO70A1
Exons: 1
Coding region: 1-1950 (649 amino acids)
Biological process (GO): exocytosis
Cellular component (GO): exocyst
Molecular function (GO): phosphatidylinositol-4,5-bisphosphate binding
Source: RefSeq, a predicted model, not a curated record
AUGGAUUUUAUCAGAGCUCGGGAGUCUCUUCAGCAGACCAUGGAAGCAGCCAAACAAAUUAGCAAAUCCCUGGAAAAAUCUGACCAAAAACUUGUUCAGAUUGAAAGAGAGAGAGCAAAUCUGGAGUAUGUUAUGGCACCCCUGUCAACCCAAUCCAAGGAGUCCAAAGACUUGUCAGACUCUGUAGACAGAGCAUUAGAGCCCACUUGGGUCAUCCUCAAGGCCAUGGAAUCUAUUAGGAAUAUGGAAACUGUUUUAAUGGAUGACCCACUAAAAGACCUGCAUAUGUAUGCUAAAACAAUCUCGGAUUUGGAGGAGUUUUUAAGUCAUAUCAACCAGAAAUACCCCACAAUGGUAGAGUACUUGAAAGGGGCCAUUGAUGUUGCAGGUGAGAGCAGGAUAUCAGAUAGUUAUAAGAUGCGUGUAUUGAAUGAAGCAUUAGAGGGUUUAGAGAUGGUGGGUCCUCAGACUUUCAUGGAAAAUGGCUCAGAGCUGCUGGCUUCGGCAUUGAAAAAGCUUGAAUCAGCUUUCAUGUCUGUUCUUGUGGAAAACAGUGUUGCUAUAAAUCUUCAUGGUGAAAAAUCUUCUGAGAAAGAAGAUUUGGUUUUAACUUUGGAUUUAAGGGCUGUUGAAUUGAUCAACAUAAUUGCAGAGAAGUUGAAUACCUUUGGCAGGGGUCAGAAGUGCUUGAAAAUGUAUUGGGAAGUCAGAAUUAAGAUCCUGAGAGACAGCUUCAAAAGCAUGGAGACUCAUUAUCUGAGGUAUGAUACUGCAGAGAGUGUUGAUGCCACAGAGUGGCAUGAUGUAGAGGGCUAUGUUGCAGAUUGGUUGGUGAUGUUGAAGAAAACAGUGAAGGUCUUGGUGUCUUUUGAGAGGGAUUUCUGCUGCAAGAUCUUCGAGACAUUUGGGGAAAAGGUAUGGACAGAGUGUUUUGGAAAAUUGGUUUUUAGGAGUGUUAUGAGUGCGCUGAUAGAAUUUGGGGAAGCUGUUGCACUGAGCCAAACUCAACCCGAGAAGCUGUUUAAACUGUUAGAUAUGCUUGAAGGAUUGCAAAGCCUGAAGGAAGAUUUUGGAAAUCUUUUUGAAGGGUCAGGAUGCUUGGAAAUCAGGGUUAGGUUACAGGAUUUGGAGAAAAAAUUGGUGCACGGUGCUUGCCAAGUGUUGAGAGACUUUAAGGGGAAAAUUGUGGAGGAUGCAGGGAUUUCCAUAGAUGGAACUGCACCAAGGAUUGCUAGUUAUGUUGUAAAUUAUCUAAAAUUAAUGGUGACUGAAUAUGGAAAAGUGAUGACAGGGGCUUUGGAAAUGGAGGACAGUACAAGCCUUGCACAAAAUGUUAGUCUUGUUAUAGAUUCUUUGGAGUUGAAUUUGAGAACCAGAGCAAAGGGGUACAGCGAAACCGCACUGGCAGAUCUAUUUCUAAUGAAUAGUUAUUGGUAUAUAUUCAAGAGAGCCAGAGACAGUGAGCUGGGAUCAGUCUUGGGCGAACCCUGGUUGAAGCAGAGGAGGCGGCUUGUUAACCAGCAUGUAUUGAGCUAUGAAAAGGAGAAAUGGGGGCCUCUGUUGAAGCAUCUGAAUAGAAAUGGAUUGGUCAUGUCCAGUGGUGGAAGAGGAGGGGCAAGGGACUUGUUUAAGCAGAGACUUAGGGCAUUCAAUACAACACUUGAGACCAUCUAUGAAACACACAAGAGCUGGUUGAUCUCUGAGCAAGAGCUCAGGGAGGCCACUUUUGUGGAAAUUGUUCAGGCUGUCGUUCCUGCCUACAGAAGCUAUAUUGAAACAUUCGGCCAUUUGCUUGACCAGAAUAUGGACGGAAAGAAGUAUUUGAGAUACACUCCAGAGCAAUUAGAGAGCUUGUUAGCAGAUCUAUUGACAGAGAAACCUACCAGGGCUGAAUCGGAAAGUGGAAAAACGAAAAGAACAAGCUCUGAUAUAAAACACAUAAGUAUUUAA